AACAGUUUUGUUAGUUAUUGUUGAGUCAAUGCUAAGUCUUCUUCGUCAUUUCAUCGUAUUUGUAGUGAUCCUUUGACCAGCUGAGCGGAAGCGCGACUACGCCGCCACUGUCAGGAUUUUGCCGAUAAAGAUCUGAAGAUUCUGGAAGUGGGGGGCACGUCCAUGGCGUCACUAUGCGGACCGAUAGGGAAUACUGCUAACAUUGCGCAGCUAGUGGGACUCGAUGCCGUGAGACUCAUCGCCCUAAUUGUAAAAGCCGCCGCUAACGCACGAAUGCACAAAACCAAGUGCAAGGCCUUGUCCGGUUACGUGCAGAUGAUCUGCGACCUAAUAGAGCCGUUCAAUCUUUCGGAUCUGAAUGAUUCCCCUGCGACGAGCGCGCCAUUGAAGCGGUUGGAGGAUGAGCUAAAGAGGGCGUACCUCCUCGUCAAGAGUUGCCAAGACCGCAGCUUUCCUUAUCUUUUUAUAAUGGGGUGGAAGAUUGAGCGUCGGUUCAGGACUGCGGAGGAAGAGAUCGAUCGCUACCUGAAGCUUAUUCCAGUCAUCAAUCAAGUAGAACUCCGUAAACUGACGAGGGAAAGAAGAGGAUCGGCUAGAAAAGAUCAACCUCAAGAUUCCACCUAUGGAGACCCUGUGCAAAAUGCUCCAUCAAGUUCUGGACUAUCAGGAAGGGUAACAAAUAGAAACCAUGGGGUCAAAGAUGCAGUUAGUCAAAUCUUCAAAUCUAGAAAAAGUCUCAAAGAUCAAAUAAAAGUUGAAUCUAACAUGGCUGAAGUUAGUCAGGAAAGACAACCCCGGAUCUUCAGGCUCCACGAAUUGUGGGUGGCCACAAAUCACUUUGCAGUAGAGAACAUUAUUGGGAGAGGAGAAUUCACCAAUGUGUACAGAGGAAUAGUGGACGACAAUAUUCCUGUCGCUGUUAAGAAAUGGGAAUCCUAUGCAGACGGUUUACAGGAGUGGGAGAAUGAGAUGAAUGUUUUAGGCAAUAUGAGACAUCCUAAUCUUAUCAAGCUCUUGGGCUGCUGUAAUGGAGACAAUGAGAUUAUUCUUGUCUAUGAGUUGAUGAAUAAUGGAGACUUGGAACGAAUCUUUGAUAGAGGUGAUGAACCACUGUCGUGGCAGCAAAGGAUUAAAAUAGCAACGGGUGUUGCUGGAGCUCUUGCAUUUCUGCAUACACCAGAGAAAAACAUCAUUCAUCGUGUCAUCAAACCGUCUGUCAUCCUUCUUGAUUGGGAGUUCAAUGUAAAGCUUUCUGGCUUGGGGUGUUCGAGGGAAGGCCCAACCGAUGGAGCAACUGAAGUGUCAACUCAACUCAUGGGCACAGCUGGAUAUGUAGAUCCCGAGUACGCCAUGACUGGUCAUCUGGAUGCAAAAGCUGAUGUGUAUGCAUUUGGGAUAGUAAUGCUUCAACUGCUUUCUGGCCUGAAGGUGUUUGAUCGUAGCCGACCACGUCAUAAACAACACUUGGUCUCGUACGCUUCUGACUUCAUUUAUGUUGAAAGGAGGUUGCAUAAAUUCAUGGAUCCAAAACUUGGCUGUGAAUAUCAAUCGAAGCAUGCUUUUGAAUUAGCGAAACUAUGUGGAUCGUGUACUAGCAACUCUGGCAAUAGCCGACCUGAUAUGAAAACUGUAUUGGAGGUCCUUGAGAGCAUUUGCCCCAGUACAAGUUGAAGCUUGCCCUGUAUCUUAGCCUUCGGAGUGAUCAGAUGAUCUUAUAGUGGUCAUCCAUUUAAAUUCAUUUCAUCUACGCAUCAUAGAUGUAGAUGUAAGCUUAUACAGCGAGGAGGAUUCAUGAACAACUUGAAAUUUCUUACAAGCUUAUGCUGUUUAGGAUUGAUGUGCAAAAUUCCUAGAAGUUCCAAGUUGAUGAUCACUUUGAUUAAAGUAACUAAUCAGGACUCUAAUGUCUGUAUUAGGAUUUUGUAAUGGUGUAUGUUCCUUGUAGACAUCUCAGUGCUUGAAUUUUACUAAUAAUGAAUAUAGUGGAUUUGUUCCUAUA
Zingiber officinale is the source of this 1999-nucleotide messenger RNA. RefSeq names its product probable serine/threonine-protein kinase PBL11. NCBI's taxonomy places the organism in Eukaryota, Viridiplantae, Streptophyta, Magnoliopsida, Zingiberales, Zingiberaceae. The transcript has 8 exons. Bases 163 to 1671 code for a protein of 502 amino acids. Gene Ontology annotation, biological process: cell surface receptor signaling pathway; protein phosphorylation. Gene Ontology annotation, molecular function: ATP binding; protein kinase activity. The record is from RefSeq and is a predicted model, not a curated record.